Molecule: messenger RNA, 276 nt
Organism: Aspergillus mulundensis
Lineage: Eukaryota; Fungi; Ascomycota; Eurotiomycetes; Eurotiales; Aspergillaceae
Product: cytochrome c oxidase subunit 7
Exons: 4
Coding region: 1-276 (91 amino acids)
Source: RefSeq, a predicted model, not a curated record
AUGCUUCGCACCGCUCCUCGUAUGGCCGUGUUCGUGUUCCGCGAGAACCGCGUCCCUUAUUACCAGCGUCUCUUCCAGCAGCACGACGGCAAGCGCCAGUGGUACAAGACCUCUCGCUCCGGCUGGGUUAUGUACCCCUACCUCAUCUCCGUCUACGGCAUGGGUGUUGCUUGCACCUACGCCAUGGGCCGCAUGGUCUUCGUUAGUAAACCCUUUGCCCAUGGGUCCAUAAAUGCCCGCUACCACAAGACUCGAGUAGAGCCUGAUCCGGUUUGA